CCAAUUUGCUUUCAUUUUUCUUAUCACGAGCACGAUUGGCUUUUGUGCUGCCAGUCAGACGCCUCUACCGUAGCUGGAGUUGAGUAGCAACAGCUCGGAAACAUCUGGCUGCCGCAGCCCUUCUAUCUCCGCUCGCUCGCUCCGUCUUUCCUGCCACUGCAGGUUGUUAUGGAAAUUUGUUGAAAGUCAAUCUAGUUAUUUUUCAACCCCAAGAGGAUUUGACGAAGGAAGCAGGAAGACAUUGGAGCUUGUUGUCUGUUAUGAAGACAGCAUGGAGUUCCCAGACCACAGCAGACAUUUGCUACAGUGUCUGAGUGAGCAGAGGCAUCAGGGUUUCCUUUGUGAUUCCACUGUGCUGGUCGGCGAUGCCCAGUUCCGAGCCCAUCGAGCAGUGCUGGCUUCAUGCAGCAUGUACUUCCAUCUCUUUUACAAGGACCAGCUCGACAAAAGGGACAUUGUUCAUCUGAACAGCGACAUUGUUACAGCCCCGGCGUUCGCUCUCCUGCUAGAGUUCAUGUACGAGGGGAAGCUCCAGUUCAAAGCCCUGCCCGUGGAGGACGUGCUGGCUGCAGCCAGUUUCCUACAUAUGUACGACAUAGUCAAGGUCUGCAAGAAGAAGCUGAAGUACAAAGCCACUGCGGAGGCAGACAGCACCAAGAAGGAGGAAGACGCCUCCAGCUGCUCUGACAAAGUAGAGAGCUUCUCUGAGGGCAGCACGGGCCACCCGGCAACGGCCGACCUACUGCCCAGUGACGAUGAGGACCUGGAGGCCAAGCAGGACCCCAGCAACCUGUGGAUGAGGCUACCCUCUGACCGCCCGGGCACCCCGGCCACCGCCACCAGCCCAAGGGAGGCUGACGCCCAUGUCAGUCCCCCCAAACUGCAGUCCCCUGCCGGCAGCCCUAGCAGCUCUACUGGCUCCCUGUCCCGGAGGUCCCUGGGCUCCCGUGGCUCCCGAAGCUCCCGUAGCUCUCGCAGAGUGUCAGCGGAUGCAGACUGUGUCCUGGACUUGUCUGUGAAGUCCAGCCUGACGGGGCCCAGCGAGUCCUUGUCCAACAACCCCUAUUUCUGUGGCCGGGUGACGCCCGACAGCCUGCAGGGCACCCUCGUCCAGGUGAAGCAGGAGAAGAACACAGGCUCAGAUGAUGAGGGCCUGGUGAGUGGCGACUAUGAGAUGGACCACAGCGGGCCCAAAGCAACCCCUCCCAGAACCAAUGGAGGACUGAACCACCACGGGGUCGGCAGCCAUGCUCACAGACGCCUGGGCCUGGAGGCCCACCUCUCGGCCCUACGUGAUGCCUCCCUGGCCAGCGAGCUGGAGCGUGACGACAAGGUCAGCGACGAUGACAUGCUGGGGGGAGAGAGUGAGCGGGCCCAGGUCGAGGCGGCCAGCAUCGACAGCGCCCUGCUGCCCUACGUGUCCAACAUGCUGAACGCCCCUCACACUCAGAUCUUCAUGUGCCCCCUGUGCAACAAGGUGUUUCCCAGUCCGCACAUCCUCCAGAUCCACCUCAGCACACACUUUCGCGAGCAGGAGGGUGUGCGCGCCAAGCCCGCCAGCGAUGUCAAUGUGCCCACCUGCUCCAUCUGCGGCAAGACGUUCUCCUGCAUGUACACCCUGAAGCGCCACGAGCGGACUCACUCCGGGGAGAAGCCGUACACGUGCACCACGUGCGGUAAGAGCUUCCAGUACUCCCACAACCUGAGCCGGCACGCUGUGGUGCACACCCGAGAGAAGCCGCACGCCUGCAAGUGGUGCGAGCGGCGCUUCACCCAGUCUGGGGACCUGUACCGCCACAUCCGCAAGUUCCACUGCGAACUGGUCAACUCGCUCUCUGUCAAGAGUGAAGGCCUCAACCUCCCCAACCUCCACAGGGACUGGGCCAUAGAGGAUAGUUCUCAAGAACUGUGGAAGUGAAGCCUGCUGAAAUGAUCAGGACUUUGUUUUUAAGCUAAAUGAGAGAGGUGUCAGUGAAGGUUGGGCAGAGAGGUAAGGGAGU
This is a messenger RNA of Salvelinus namaycush (lake trout), 2000 nucleotides long. It is a transcript of the gene zbtb18, whose product is annotated as zinc finger and BTB domain containing 18. NCBI's taxonomy places the organism in Eukaryota, Metazoa, Chordata, Actinopteri, Salmoniformes, Salmonidae. Gene Ontology annotation, molecular function: RNA polymerase II cis-regulatory region sequence-specific DNA binding; protein binding; DNA-binding transcription factor activity, RNA polymerase II-specific. Gene Ontology annotation, cellular component: nucleus. The transcript has 2 exons. The coding region runs from base 272 to 1918 and encodes 548 amino acids. Gene Ontology annotation, biological process: regulation of transcription by RNA polymerase II. The record is from RefSeq and is a predicted model, not a curated record.